Molecule: messenger RNA, 1373 nt
Organism: Aphis gossypii (cotton aphid)
Lineage: Eukaryota; Metazoa; Arthropoda; Insecta; Hemiptera; Aphididae
Exons: 4
Coding region: 98-787 (229 amino acids)
Biological process (GO): cilium assembly
Cellular component (GO): cytoplasm; microtubule cytoskeleton
Molecular function (GO): GTP binding; GTPase activity
Source: RefSeq, a predicted model, not a curated record
ACAAAAUAUGUGUAAAUUUGUAAUGUGUUGUGUCAGAGCAAUGACGUUUUGUUCUGAAUCUGCAAUAAUCGUUAGCUAGUACGUUUUAAAGUGUACAAUGGGCUUUAAAUUAAAGGCUCUAGUUGUAGUUUCGUCUGGAGUCGUUUUAGGUGUGUGUACGUAUGCCGCAUACCGUACAUGGAAGAAGCGACAGUACAGUGCCGAUGAUGAAGGUUUCGAAGAUGUUUCGAAGGCAAAAGAAUCGUUGGAGAAGAAAGUAUUGGUAUUGGGGUUGGAAGGAUCUGGAAAAUCAACAUUGGUCUCACAAAUUGUUAAGGAAGUCGGACAAAAAAGUAUCACAUCAAAUACUGUGUACAAACCAACUGAAGGUUUUAAUGUUACGUCUUUGUCUGAUGGAGGUUCUCCUACAGUCAAUAUAUGGGAAAUUGGUGGUAAAGAAAGUGUUCGAAGAUAUUGGCCAAAGUUUUUCCAAGAUACAGAUAUCUUAGUGUUUGUUGUGGAUGCUAGUAAUAAUUCAAAUCAAUCAGUUGUUGUGAGCGAGAUCAAAUCAUUACUUGGUGAUGCCCGUUUGGCUUCUGUUCCCAUUUUAGUCCUUGCCAAUAAACAGGAUAUGAUUGGAGCACUUAACGCAGAACAGAUCUCAAAUGUACUCGACUUGAAAAGCAUUCCAUCUAGAUCACAUCAAGUAAAAGUGUUAGAAACUCAAACAAGACCAGAAACUAAUGAGAUCCAUCAAACAGUAUUAGAAGUUCGGAAAGUGCUCUUAAAAUUAAGUUCCCAUAUGUAACAUGAAAGUAUUUUUUUUUUUUUUUAAUUUAAACGGUAGUAUGUAUGUAUAUUAUAUUUUAUACAUAUGCAUACAAAAUAAUAUUAUUUAAGAUAAAUCAAUUUUAUUUAUUAAUUUAUAGUGUUUUCAUAUUUAAAUACUUAAAAGUUCUAUAUUUAUUUGUUAAGAUAUAAUUUCAUAUAAUGGAUAACCUGAUUUUCUAAUUUCUAACAAUUAUAUUUUUUGUUUUAAAUUUAAGCACAAGAUUAUUUUCAAAACAAAUAUUGUUGACAUUGAUAUAUAAUUACUAAUCGUGAUAUCAAUAUCUAAUGAUAUUAGACAAAAUGAAGUGUGUCUGCAAACAUUUUAAAAAUAUAUCAAUAAGAACACAUUUUUUUUUUAGACGAUUGAAAUAUACAACUGUUAAUUAGAUCUGGGCUUAUAUUUAUAACUAUAAUGUAUCAUUUAAUUAAUGUCAAUUAGAAACUGUAAUUUUGAAAUAUAAAAAAUAUAGAACUUAAAGGAUUUAAACAUGUAUAAGAAAAAAUGUUUAUUUACUGAAAUAAGUGGUGUCAUGUUAAAAAUCAACUUGUGUAUACUUUUUUUU